AUGUCUCAUCAAACUGGAAUUCAAGUUUCUGAAGAACUUGGAGAAUUGUUUGCAAAUGCAGUUGCUAAAGGAGAUUUAAGAAUAAUACGUGUAUCAAUAAUUAAUGAGUCGCUCGUUCCCAAUGGUACAAGAGAAAUUAAAAGUGAUUGGAAAUCGGAUUUUUCUGAGAUUGCUGAAUUUUUAGAAGAAGAGGUUCCAUGUUUUAUACUAUAUCGUCUUGACAGUAAAUCUUCAUCUGGAGAUUAUGAAUGGUUAUUUGCUGCUUAUGUCCCUGAUCAUUCCAAGUAG
Entrophospora sp. SA101 is the source of this 288-nucleotide messenger RNA. Lineage: Eukaryota; Fungi; Glomeromycota; Glomeromycetes; Entrophosporales; Entrophosporaceae. The record is from the annotation of a GenBank genome assembly.